Messenger RNA from Acipenser ruthenus (sterlet), 4740 nucleotides. RefSeq names its product ephrin-A5. Gene Ontology annotation, cellular component: plasma membrane; external side of plasma membrane. NCBI's taxonomy places the organism in Eukaryota, Metazoa, Chordata, Actinopteri, Acipenseriformes, Acipenseridae. The transcript is spliced from 5 exons. Gene Ontology annotation, molecular function: ephrin receptor binding. The coding region runs from base 1104 to 1793 and encodes 229 amino acids. The record is from RefSeq and is a predicted model, not a curated record. Gene Ontology annotation, biological process: regulation of actin cytoskeleton organization; regulation of cell-cell adhesion; axon guidance.
GCAGGAGCCGAACCCACUCACACACUCGGUGAGUGGGGCUGCCUUUGCUCUAACCUUCUCAUUCCGUUUAACUAAACUGCACGAAAUAGCACGUUAUCAGCGACUGAUUUCAUGAUUCCUUAUAUAUUGGAUGUUGCAUUGGGACUACUCGCAUUCAGAUCCAGGAUUUACAACCGGGUGUGCUUUGUUAAAGUGCUUGAAAAUGCCUUUUUGCUUUUCGUUUCAGGAAAGGAGUUUUUUUCCUCAUCCGUGACAGUUUGAAGACAACCCCUGACUGAGCAUCCAGCUCCUUUAUUCCUCACGAAAAAGGCAUAAAAAACAUUUUGGGUCAGCUCUUGGGGUUUCAUCUUAAAGUUGAAAAGCGGACUUCAGAAACAGUGGACUUAAAAUGAAAAAUAUGAACUGAAAAUAAAAUCUACUGUCUUUUAUUUCGUUAUUCUUUGACUUAUUUGCCCUGGUUACUGGUGGUUUGCGUUUUAAAGUGACUGGCUUUACCCUGUCUGUAUGAAGACCUGGAAAAACAAGGAGUUUUGUAACACUGUGGAUAUUAUAAAUACAUUUUCACGUUUUGCUCGCUUUACCUGGAUCAGCUUGCACGGUACAUGUUGGGUUUGUUUGGAGCGGUCCUGACAAAUAAGCAGUGCACACAAGCUGGUACUGUCCAAAACUGAUGCAGCUGCUGACAAUAACACAUAAACUCAACGCGAACAUAAUAUAGGAUCUUCAGCUGGAAGAACCAUAUUGACUUCAUCAACGUUAUAAACUACGUGAACCGAUAAACACUUGCUUUUUCUGUUUUUUUUUUCUUUAAUCUAACUUUUACCGUCGGAUCUGUGACUCUUGCAGUGGUCAAUCCAAUUACAUUGCAUGGGAUCGGCACGGUCCAGGCUGCAAUAAAAGCUCUUCACGCAGCACCAAUACACUCGUAUUUUAACGGUAUAUUUCCAGAUACUGACACAUAACAAACAUUGCUGCAUUUUCUAAAACGUCAGGCCCACUGAUGUAAAUGAGAUUAAUUUCUGCAAGAAAAAGUGGUCCCUGAGCCGAACACAGCUUUCUAAAAAACAGUUUUGAAGAGGAUUGCGCGUCGAACUUUAGUAGUGAUGUUGCAUGUGGAGAUGUUGACGUUCGUUUUUCUGAUCCUGUGGAUGUGUGUAUUUAGCCAGGAUCCCGGCUCCAAGGUAGUGGCUGAUCGCUAUGCCGUCUUCUGGAACAGCACUAACCCCAGGUUCCAAAGAGGGGACUACCACAUUGACGUGUGUAUAAAUGACUACCUGGAUGUGUACUGCCCUCAUUACGCAGACUCCGUACCGGAAGACAAGACGGAACGAUAUGUGCUUUACAUGGUGAACUACGAUGGCUACAGCACAUGUGACCACACCUCUAAAGGCUUUAAGAGAUGGGAGUGCAACAGGCCUCACUCGCCCAAUGGACCACUCAAGUUCUCUGAAAAAUUCCAGCUCUUUACCCCCUUCUCUUUAGGAUUUGAGUUCCGACCAGGCAGAGAAUAUUAUUAUAUCUCAUCUACUAUUGCAGAGAAUGGAAGGAGAACUUGCCUGAAACUGAAAGUUUUUGUGCGACCAACAAACAGCUGUGUGAAAACUAUAGGUGUUCAUGAUCGUGUUUUCGAUGUUAACGACAAAGUAGAAAAUUCAUUAGAACCAGCAGAUGACACCGUACAUGAGUCAGCUGAGCCAUCCCGCAGAGACAACAGCGCAGCAGAUACGCCAAGGAUACCACGCCUACUACUGGCAUCUGUACUUUUUUUUCUGGCAACGCUGUUGGCAUUAUAGCGCUUCAUGCCCAGGGAGAAGAGCCGGGUCCAGGAAACACUGAGAUUCCCCCUUAACGCCUGACCUAUCGAGGUGACCUUUUCAAGGGACACUUUUGCAGAUAUUAAAAAUGUCUCUUUCAGUCUGAAAUAAAGAAUUGAAAUUCAAGAAGGAGAGCCAAUUCCCCCCAAACUGUAAACUAAGAUGCCAAAACCUGUUUGACACUUAGUGAUUCUUAUUUUCCUGUGCAUUAUUUCUUGUAAGACCCCCCCCCCCCCCCCCACACACACACACACACAGACAGACCAUGUUGGCUCACUGUCGACUGAACUGGGAUGAACAAGAUUAGUGGCAGAUGCAGUCAGUGAGGUGGAAGGAAAUUGAACAGGUGCCCAAGAGGGUUUUAUUCCCCCAUGCAAUAUUUAUACCUUCUCACUCAAUACCAGAAGAUGAUCAAGCGAGGCAUUAUAUCACUGUAGGGCUGGAGGGGUGAUAUUAAGAAUAGAUAUAAGUCUGUUUCCUCCAGGAGGAAAUGUCUUCUGAAAAGUAUGCUGAAAAUGUGGGUUCUCUUAGAGGGAUGGAGCAUAUUCAAAAAAGUUAUUUGUGAAACGUUUGAUAAAGAGGGAGAACAAAUUGAUAGCUCAGGACAAAAAGGUAAAACAAGAGGAAAAAAAUAAGCAUUACAUAGGGAAAUCAAAUCGGUUAAAAAGCCAAACUUUGGACCAAUCUCUCUCUCUCUCUCGCUCUCUCUCUAAACUGUGAUUAUAUAGAAUAAAUGAUUAUAUGGCCAAUUAAGAGCUAGCCUAGAAUAUUUGUUUUGGGAGUUAUUUAAUAAUUAUAUAUAUAUAUAAAAUUAAGCUGCAACAUUCCAAUUGUUGUUUACUUGCAUUUUCAAAUCCAUAACCAUACAUACAAACAUACAUUUUAUACAGUUUACUUCAGGUUUAAUUCCAUAUUUUAUUUCUAAAAGCAAAAGAAUAAAUAAAAUAAUUGCAGUUUAUGUGCUAUGCAGUUAUUUAAAAUAGAUUAAACUGGAGUGUAUACAAUGAUGCCUAUUCCAGAUAACUGGAUAUGUCUAGAUGCCAACAAAUAGUUGAGAAUUGAGCAAGUAAAAUUGAAAUCAUUUUAGUCAUCAAAGUUACAAAAGUUACCCUAACUAAAAAUAGGUUAUUUUUUUUUACAGAAAAAAGGCGUGGAGAUUGGUGUGUGUCUACCUACAGUAUCUGUGUAACCUGUUACACAUAUCCUAUUUAAAGGUCUGUUUAUUUGGGCCUAAAACUAGGGAGAUAUACAUUUAUUUCCACAUUCCGAAUUUAUACUGGAGAGAGGGUUAGAAAACUUAGAAAGUAGAAAGCAUAGUAACACAGUAAACAAUGUGAAUCUCUCAAAUAUGUCAAAACAGGUAAAUCCAUUGAUAAAACCCUACAAACGCAUGCCGUUAUCCACUUUUCCCAGUUGAACAAUUAAAAAAAAAAAAAGAAAUACUAGAUGAGUGGAAACCCCUUCAGAGCUACGAGAGGUGUUGAUUAUGUCUAUUUUCUUUUAUCCAGUACCUACAAUGUCUGUCUAUUAAUGUGACAACAACACCUUCCUACUACAGGAGAGCUUACUGCCAAGGGUGGCUAGCUGUAGAGUUAAUUUACCAGCAAGUUAGUUUACCACGCUGAGCUGACAUUAUGGGAUUAUCAUUUUCUGUGCUUUGGGGGCCUAUGUACUCAUAGCACACAACUCCUGGCAGCCAAUAUUUUUCACAAACCUAAAACAGGGAAAUAAGGAUCAGUAUGUUAAGUGGAUACCGUGUAUCCUGAGACGCAGUCAAUAAUAUAACAUCUAGUGUUAGUUUAUUAGUACGUUGUUGUUUUUUUUGAAGGGCAAAAGAUUAAAAAAAAGACAUUUCACUGUUAAAAUUCUGUAUUAUUAGCAAAACGCUGUUGUAAAUAGUGUUUGAUAUUAAAGUAUUAAUUUGAUUCUUAUGUCUUUUAUAAAAUGAACCUCUGGGUAAUGUGGAGUAUAGAAACCUGUUACGUGAUCAAGAUAAACAAGAUCUGAGUCAUCAAUCCUGUAGUCCUCUGUGUACUGAUGUGCACACUGUAAACACAGAUGCAAGUGGGCUCACCUGUGAAGUGCUUUUUCGUUGCCUAUUCAAGAAAUCAUGAUCAGAAGAAAUGGAUCAAUGUUUUGUCUUAAAUGUUAAUGGGUCUAACGUUGAAGCCUUGUUAUUCAGCAUGUUGGUCCUUAAGCUUAAAAAGUAUUUUACUAUCUCUUUCCCAUGGACAGUUUCUCCCGAAGGAUCUUGCCAGUAUCAUGUGUGGCAUGCGCAUGGACUUGAUUCAGAAAAAGUUUGUUGGUAUAGUUUUUGUAAACUUUGUUGAAUGUGGAUUUUUUCUCUUUUAUGUGUCAGCAUCUUCAUGAAACAAAAAAGGAAGGCUGCAUUGUACCUAUUCAGAAAAAAAAACAACUGUACAUAACCUCUCUGUGUAACGGAAAUGAAUCUAUCAGUUUUCAGAAGCUCGGAAAUUAACCCACUGGUCCUUUUAUUCUCACCACGUAGCUUUAGUUGCCCACUGUUUCCAUUCAUGCCCUCUUGUGUGUUUUUAUUUUCCUUGAGCGGUGAAUGGGCACAUCGAUUCUCUUUGGCAACACCGAGGUUUUCCCAUGCCUUAGUCCGCAAGUUGCUCUAAUGUGAAACAAAUCUCUAUACAAUAGGCUUGCUGCCAUUGUCUGUACAGUUUAAUAGAUACUGGCAUGUUGGAGGUUACCCAUGAGUCUGCGAAAUCUGCUUUCCAUGCUUACUCUUGACCCCCUUAUUGAAGCCACUCAUUUUAUGUGCAUCUGGAUAUGGAAGUCCGGCUCAGUGUGGUCUUGUGCUCGUACUGCCCUGCUUUAGCAGUUACUCUGCACUUAUUAACGAGUGCCGUUUUGACCUGCUUUACAAUAUAUGAGUAAAAAAAAAAAAAAAAAAAAGAAA